Zasmidium cellare ATCC 36951 is the source of this 1395-nucleotide messenger RNA. RefSeq lists its product as uncharacterized. Gene Ontology annotation, molecular function: peptidase activity. Bases 1 to 1395 code for a protein of 464 amino acids. The record is from RefSeq and is a predicted model, not a curated record. Gene Ontology annotation, biological process: proteolysis. The transcript has 3 exons. NCBI's taxonomy places the organism in Eukaryota, Fungi, Ascomycota, Dothideomycetes, Mycosphaerellales, Mycosphaerellaceae.
AUGUCGACUAUCAAGGUCUCUCCGGCCCAGAUCCUCAGCGAGAAAUCGCAUCAGAUCGCUGGAAAGCUCAAAAUCACCGAACACCACUUCCUCGUCCCCAAAGACUACACCAAACCCGCCUCGCCCACCAACACACUCAAGAUCUUCGCCCGUAGCGUCAAGAAACACGACACCCCAAUAAUCCCCAACAAUGACCCCGCCAAAGACCAACUCCCCUGGAUGCUCUAUCUGAACGGCGGUCCAGGCCUCGAAUGCCGUGCCCCAAACGCUUUCGCCUUCACGCACCGUAUCCUCGACGCAGGCUACCAAUUGCUCUUCCUCGAUCAGCGCGGAACGGGACUUUCGACGCCGGUCACGGCGAGCACGCUGCAGAUGCGGGGGUAUAACGACGUGCAGGCGAAGUAUCUGAAGCUGUAUCGUGCUGAUAGUAUUGUGCGGGAUUGUGAGGCGAUUCGGCAGGCGUUGACGGAGGGGUGGCCCGAGGAGAAGAAGAAGUGGAGUGUGAUGGGGCAGAGUUUUGGUGGGUUCUGUAUUGUGACUUAUCUGAGUUUCUAUCCGGAGGGCCUACGAGAAGCCUUCCUCUACGGCGGCCUGCAACCCCUGGUCAACGGCCCCGACGAAGUCUAUCGAAGACUUUAUGUCAAAGUCAAAGAACGAAACGAAGCCUACUACGCCAAAUACCCUGAAGACAUCGAAAACGUCAAAACGAUCAUGAAAUACCUCUCCCGCUUCGGCGACGGCAAGAUCAAGCUCCCCUCCGAAGGCAACCUCACACGACGACGAUUCCGAACCAUGGGCAUCGCACUGGGUAUGCAUGGCGGUCUGGACCAGAUCCACGACGUGGUGCUGCGGGCGAGUUGCGAUAUUGAGAAUUUCGGACACUUGACACGACCGACACUGAGUGCGAUUGAUUCCACGACGUCGUUUGACAAUCAUCUAAUCUAUGCUAUCUUGCACGAGCCUAUCUAUUGUUCUGGGGGUGGUGUUGCGCCGGAGUGGUCGGCUCAUCGGAUGCAGGAGGAGUUUAAAGAAUUCGACAUCGAUGGCCAUGAAGGAGGACCGAUCUAUUUCACCGGCGAGAUGGUCUUCCCUUGGAUGUUUGAGGAUUAUUCCGAGCUUCGCAAGGUUCAGGAUGUGGCGAACCGGGUCGCGUCUGACACGGAUUGGCCGCAUCUUUUCGACGAGGAACAGUUGGCGAAGAAUGAGGUUCCGGUGUAUGCUGCGAGCUAUUUGGAGGACAUGUAUGUCGACUCUGGCUUCGCCCGGGAGACGGCGAAGAAGAUCAAGGGCUGCAAGGUGUUCACGACGAAUGUCUUGUUCCACGAUGCUAUCCGGUCGAGGAUGGACGAGGUCGUGCGGGCGGCGUUCGCGUUGAGGGACGAUGUUGUUGACUGA